AUCCAAAGGAAAAAGGCCGGCUCGCCAUGGCCACCGGCCCAUUGGCGACACCACUCCUAAGAGCACGUGCGUUGCUUUCACUUUUUCCCGCCGCUUCUAUCUUUUCGGCGCGCAAGCUCAAGUGGGACUGCAGUACCCUUUCUCACCCGCUGUAUGUGCGCCUCUGCGAUGAACACAAGAGAGCUUGCUCUGAUCUCUGCGGCCACAGCCUUCGGCGCCCUGGCGUCCGCACUCGCGAUUUGUUUCUUCUCGAGCACUAAAAAGCGUUCUCUUCGAAUAGAUUCAUCCUCAAAUGGCGUAAUUGCUGCGAAAAGUUCGUCUCAGAGCCCUUUCGAUCCUACCAAGCGCAAACGGUACUUGUCAUGGGAUGACUAUUUCAUGGCCAUUGCAUUUCUAUCAGCUGAGCGAUCCAAGGAUCCUAACAGGCAGGUUGGUGCAUGCUUGGUGAGUCAAAAUGGUGUGAUACUCGGCAUUGGCUACAAUGGAUUCCCACGUGGUUGUUCAGAUGACAAGCUGCCUUGGGCAAAGAAAUCCAAAAAUGGGGAUCCUCUACAGACGAAGUAUCCUUAUGUUUGUCAUGCUGAAGUUAAUGCUAUCCUGAACACAAAUCACGCAUCUGCAGCAGGACAGAGGCUAUAUGUUACUAUGUUCCCUUGCAAUGAAUGCGCGAAGAUAAUUAUACAGUCGGGUGUUUCUGAGGUUAUCUAUUUUGUGGAGAAGAGAUUGAGUAAUUCAGACACUGCUUAUGUUGCUUCUCACAGGCUACUAUCAAUGGCUGGUGUAAAGGUCAGGAAACAUCAACCACAGAUGGAGCAGAUUUUAAUCAAGUUUGAGGAGCGCUAGAACUCUUGGACUUGUCAGCGAUGACUUCUAGGUAUUGGCUGGAGCAAGUGCCUUGGUUAACCAUUCACCACAAGAGCAGGGCUUCAAGUAAAACAAUGAUGAUGCUCUGGCGGUGUAACGAAUACAAAACUAAUCUCCUCACCAGGGGAUUUGUUAAAUAUUUUUUUUGAGUGUUGUGUAAGAUGUGUUGCCUUCCUGGCCAAGUUAUGCUUUGCUUAUACAGUCAACUUUUCCAUUAAAAAAAGGAGAUUGUACAACUGGUCUCACUAGGACUCUGUAUUGCAAAUUGCACGUUGCAUGCUGUGGGCGUUUGGACUCAAAAUUAUUUGUUUGGUUCCAGAAA
This is a messenger RNA of Malania oleifera, 1186 nucleotides long. RefSeq lists its product as uncharacterized. The transcript is spliced from 10 exons. NCBI's taxonomy places the organism in Eukaryota, Viridiplantae, Streptophyta, Magnoliopsida, Santalales, Ximeniaceae. Bases 154 to 843 code for a protein of 229 amino acids. The record is from RefSeq and is a predicted model, not a curated record. Gene Ontology annotation, molecular function: zinc ion binding; hydrolase activity.